Liolophura sinensis is the source of this 2916-nucleotide messenger RNA. RefSeq names its product lysine-specific histone demethylase 1A-like. Bases 69 to 2504 code for a protein of 811 amino acids. The record is from RefSeq and is a predicted model, not a curated record. Gene Ontology annotation, molecular function: transcription factor binding; oxidoreductase activity; flavin adenine dinucleotide binding. Gene Ontology annotation, cellular component: nucleus. Gene Ontology annotation, biological process: regulation of DNA-templated transcription; chromatin remodeling. The transcript has 18 exons. NCBI's taxonomy places the organism in Eukaryota, Metazoa, Mollusca, Polyplacophora, Chitonida, Chitonidae.
CGUGACCGUCAACAUUUAACACAAGCUUAUCUAUGUGACGGCAUUAUCUGCCGAUUGAUACCAAAAACAUGUCAUCGACGCCGAGUAACUCGAAGGGAAUGUCUGUGUCUUCAUUAAUGUCUCAAAAACUGGAGAAAAAGGAUGCUGAUUCCGGUGGAGAAGAUAGGAAGAGAUCGAGUCCUAUGGAAGACAAUGAGAGUGGAGACAGUCAGACAGAUGGCAGACGGACUAGUCGACGCAAGAAGGCACGGAAGGUGGAGUAUCGUGAGAUGGAUGAGCAGCUAGCACACUUGUCAGAUGAAGAGUACUACUCUGACAGUGACAAGAAGGAAAAGCCGCCGGUCAUACCUGAGAGGCCUCGACCCCCAGAGCAUGAACCAGAGGAGGACAGUGAGAAUGAUGACCCAAUUGUUCAUAUGGGCCUGGAGGGUGCUGCUUUUCAGAGUCGUCUCCCCUUUGACAAAAUGACAUCUCAGGAAGCCUCCUGUUUUCCUGACAUACUUCAGGGACCCCCGCAAGCACAGAAAGUCUUCUUGUACAUCAGAAAUAGAUUUCUUCAGCUGUGGUUGGAGAAUCCCAAACAGCAACUCACUCUUGAGAACGCACUCCCCUUGAUUGAGCCACCAUACAACAGUGAUGGCCCUCUGGUUAUGCGAGUACAUGCUUUCCUGGAGAGAUAUGGUUACAUAAACUUUGGUGUCUUCAAGAGACUCAAACCUUUCCCAGCCAAGAAGCAUGGGCGUGUGAUCAUCAUUGGGGCUGGCAUAGCGGGGCUUACAGCAGCUAGACAACUCAUGGCUUUUGGUAUGGAUGUGGUAAUUCUGGAAGCAAGAGAUCGAGUUGGUGGACGGGUGGCCACAUUCAGGAAAGGAAACUAUGUGGCAGAUCUUGGGGCAAUGGUUGUCACUGGAUUAGGUGGCAAUCCGAUUACUGUAUUGAGUAAGCAGGUCAACAUGGAGCUCCACAAAAUAAAGCAGAAAUGUCCUCUGUAUGAGAGCAAUGGUGGUACUCUGAGCACUACAGUACCCAAAGAGAAAGACGAAAUGGUUGAGCGAGAAUUCAACCGUUUGUUGGAAGCCACGUCCUACCUGUCUCAUCAGAUGGACUUCAACUUUAUAGGAGGCAAACCUGUGGCCUUGGGGCAUGCUCUGGAAGCUGUUAUCAGAUUACAAGAGAAGCAUGUGAAAGAAAAACAGUGUGAACACCAGCGUAAUAUUAUCAGCUUACAGGACAAACUUAAAAAGAAUCAACAGCAGAUGAUAAACUUAAAAGAUAAGGUGUGUGAGUUGAACAAGCAGUGGAGAGAGGCGUCAGAAGUCAAGCCUCCGCGUGAUAUUACAGCUGAGUUCCUGGUGAAGAGUAAACUGCGAGAUCUGACAGCUGCCUGCAAGGAGUAUGAUCAGUUAGUGACACAGCAGAAGGAGAUAGAAGAGAAACUACAUGAGCUUGAGUCUUCUCCUCCCAGUGAUGUGUACUUGUCCUCCCGAGACAGACAGAUCCUGGACUGGCACUUUGCCAACUUGGAAUUUGCCAAUGCCACACCCCUCUCCAUGUUGUCCCUGAAACACUGGGACCAGGAUGAUGACUUUGAGUUCUCAGGCAGUCAUUUGACAGUGCGAAAUGGUUACUCUUGUGUCCCUGUGGCCCUGUCAGAAGGUCUGGACAUCAAACUGAGCACAGCCGUGCGCCAGGUGCGAUACAACCCUAAUGGUGUUGAGAUUGUGACGACGCAUGCCCGCAAUAACAGCAACCCCCUCACCUAUAAAGGUGAUGCCGUGUUGUGCACCCUGCCCCUGGGGGUACUGAAGGAGUGUGUGAGGGGUGGAGGAAUCAACAGCGUCCAGUUCCUACCUCCCUUACCGGAGUGGAAAACUUCAGCUGUGCAGAGAAUGGGAUUUGGAAACCUAAAUAAGGUUGUGCUAUGUUUUGACCGUAUCUUCUGGGACCCUAACUCUAACCUGUUUGGUCAUGUGGGCAGCACGACAGCCAGCCGGGGGGAACUAUUUCUGUUCUGGAAUCUGUACAAGGCACCUGUCUUACUUGCCCUGGUGGCUGGGGAAGCAGCGGCCAUCAUGGAGAACGUCAGCGAUGAUGUCAUCGUGGGCCGCUCCAUCGCUGUCCUCAAGAGUAUUUUCGGCAACAAUGCUGUACCACAGCCCAAGGAUACACUGGUGACACGCUGGAGAGCUGACCCCUGGUCAAGAGGAUCGUAUUCAUUUGUAGCGGCUGGAUCCUCAGGGAAUGACUAUGAUCUGAUGUCCACGCCUGUCCCACCCAACCCUAGUGUCUCUGGUGCUCCCCCUCAACCUGGAAACUUACCACGCCUAUUUUUUGCUGGGGAACACACGAUACGUAACUACCCAGCCACUGUCCAUGGGGCGUUACUGAGCGGUCUACGAGAGGCAGGCCGCAUCGCUGACCAAUUCCUGGGUGCUCCUUACGCUCUACCCUCCAGACCAGCACCACAACAACAGACUGCGCCCCCUGUUGUCAAUUUGACAUAAUCCUGUUUAUUUGUUAUAUUUCUUAUUCAUUUUUCCACAUAUCCAUUCAUCAACUCAGAUGAAUAACUUAAUUUUUUCAGUAAACUAUCAUCUUUGUUCAGGUUAUUCAUUUGAAGCGAAAUCCCUUUUCUAUAACAAAAAAUAGGAAAGAUAGUGAACAUAUUGUGUAAUAACAUGUAAAAUCUCACUGUAAAGCCUGAUGUGGCCUUACAUGAAUUUCAUGCCCCAUCUCACUUACUGGACAUUCUUCACCUACAUUCACACAAUUCAGCACAUACUGAUGAGAGGAAGGAAUCAUGGAGGAAUUAUUGCCAGACUGUUGAGAAAUCCAUCAACUGAACUCAUGGCAAAUUAUAAUAUGGCAUACAUAGGCCAGGGUCCUGGUAUUCAUGCAACUUUCUGAAUUUUGGGG